AGCUAGGUGCUGAGACCCCCUCAUUAUGGUCACUUGUUUAUGUACGGAGGUACCGAAGGAUGUAGCAGAGGAAUAGUCACUCAAGUAGUAGGUAAGGGCUGGCAGAUAGAAGAGAUGGACAACAGGUCAGACGAGUGGAGUUCACUCAGAGUUAUGUCACCAGCACAGUUUACAUCUGCCAAGCAGUGGACAUGAUUUCCAGUUGAUUAAGCAGACUACAGAUCUGACACCUGGAUUACGUGUUUAAUUCUGUAUUUGCAAGAGCACCUACUGGCCAGGCAGAGCAUCUCACACACGCAAUGAAAGGAGAAAGAAGUGCACCUAACAGAGGCAGGAAUUGGAUACACAUACAGUAAAUAGAAGCCCAACAAAAAAUACAUACAGUAUGAAGGCUGAGAUCGAUCAAGGAUGUGCCAUUUUGACAAAGGUGCACUGUAGUCUUCAACAACAUUUCCAGGCCAACAGUGGAUGGUGAACGAUAAUAGACAAGUCAUUCAGAAAAAGGCAAUCCGGUCCAUAGACAGCUUUAGAUAUGAAGGGAAAUGCAACUCAGCCUCUUCUCAUCAAUCUCCUGCUAGAAAGAUCACUUUAAGGAACUUGUGCAAAUGAUACGAUAGAGACCAGGAUUAAGAAGAUGACCCUUUCCAGCUCCACAUUUCUGUGACACAUCAGAUCAAGUGUCUGCUGUAAUCUUCUCCCCAAUCCACCGUACUUGGGGAAUGAUGUUGAAUAAUAAUCUGAGCCUAGCAAAAAAUGUGACCAACAUUCAUUCUGCAACCUUGGGCCUAGUGUUAGGGAGCAUAUCAUUUUUUACGGUUAUCAUGAACAUUUUGGUAUUGUAUGCUGUAAAAAUUGAACGCAAAUUGCACACUGUUGGAAACCUCUACAUUGUGAGCUUGUCUAUUGCUGAUCUUAUAGUGGGCGUUGCAGUCAUGCCACUUAACAUUGUGUAUCUCCUCAACCAUGAUUGGAUCCUUGGAAGGCCAACAUGUCUCUUUUGGUUGUCUAUGGACUAUGUUGCUAGCACAGCCUCUAUCUUCAGCCUUUUUAUCCUGUGUAUUGAUCGCUAUCGCUCCAUCCAGCAGCCGCUGCAGUAUUUGAAGUAUCGUACGAAAACUAGGGCUUUGGUCAUGAUCUCUGGAGCCUGGCUCCUCUCAUUGACUUGGAUAAUUCCUAUAUUGGGCUGGCACGUAUUUGCAAAUGGUGGAAUUAGAUCAGUGUCGGAACAUAUGUGUGAAACAGAGUUUCAUAAAGUGACUUGGUUCAAAGUUCUCACAGCCAUAUUGAAUUUUUAUAUACCAUCUUUGCUAAUGUUGUGGUUCUAUGCCAAGAUAUACAAAGCUGUGAGAGAACAUUAUCAACACAGGGAACUUAUUAAUGGCUCUUUUCAAUUGUUCUAUGAUAGCAAGUUUGUCCAGAAUGUCAAAAUACUAAAAAAGCCAAGGAACUGUGUAAAGAAACAGUGCAGUAAUGGAUCUCUAAUGGUGCCAGGGACAAGCCUUCACAGUCAUUACGCAUCAGUUGCCAAUGUAUUUCCGAAACAAAAAAGCUCACAUGAACAGUUUCAUAUAGAAAACUUUGAGGGUCAGCAAACAUUCAGCCCAUGUGACAAUAAGGUUGUCAAGCUGCAUUGUUUCCCUUUAACCAUAAUACAAGCAAAUCCGGAAGAAUGCAGAAACUAUGUUACCGUAAGCAGGAAAAAUAUUAAAGAACACUUCCCUGAAAACCUGGAGGUGACCGAAAUAUCAGAAGAACAGACUUUUGCUGAGGCUGGUUCUUGUAUCUUACAAUCAAACCAAAUGGGGGAGAACCACACUGAAAACACAGAAAGUGCUGAAACCCGUCAAUCGGGCAAUUUUGGCUACCUGAAGCACACAUGGCAAAGGAUCCGCACACAAUCCAAGCAGAAUUUCAAUGGACUUCAUAUGAACAGGGAAAGAAAAGCUGCCAAGCAGUUGGGUUUCAUAAUGGCAGCGUUCAUGUUGUGCUGGAUCCCAUAUUUUGUUCUUUUCAUGGUCAUAGCAUUUUGUCAAGACUGCUUCAACCACAACAUUCACAUGUUUACCAUAUGGCUCGGCUACAUCAACUCAACUCUAAACCCCUUGAUCUACCCCCUGUGUAAUGAGAACUUUAAGAAGACAUUUAAGAAGAUAUUUCAUCUUAGGUUAAACUGUGGUACAAAGGAAAAGUGCACGUCUUGUACAUAUAAAUGAACUCGGAACGUUCUUCGAUGGUCAUGAAAAAAUCAGUGUUAAUUUCACAGCUCUCAAGAGGAACUUUUCCUUGGGAUAGCUUAGACUUUCCAUGGGUUGUGUCUGGUGUCUCAUUUACUUAUUUUUAUUUAUGAACAUUGUAUAUUUUAGUCAUGUCUGAGAAAAUUAGAAUUAAAUAUAAUCUUAAUGUAUCGGGUGAGGAUUAAGAAGUAUAAGAAAUUGCAAGGGUUUAUCCCUUGAGAUACAUGUGAACAUUAUCAAUUGAAGUAAAGAGAUUCAUGGGAUUUUCUCUAAAGGCAUAAACUGGAUGAAUCCGCUGAAGCAUAACGAUAAAGCCAAAUAGAAAAAAGCAUUUAAUGUAUGAGCGGAUGUCAUGGUCUUCGGGGUCUAUUUUCCUUACUGCUUUCUAUUCAUUAAUUGUAAACAACACAUAAAAAAAACAACAACCUAAAAUCUGUCAUAUGAGACUAAACAUUUAAAUUUGUUGUACUUCUGUUCUACUUCUGACAUGAUCUGCUAAUUUGGAUUGUCCCCUUUUUGUUACCCAUUUUGUUUAUGAAAAGCCUUCAGUCAUCAAUUGUAUAUGGCCAUCUGCAACAUAUGUCCAUGUGUAAUAAGAGAACUACCGGUAGUUUUUAGGCUGAAUAUUAUGGGAACAUACACAUUUAGUAUUUACACUGUGUACAUUGUGCAGUAUAUAUUUUCCUGUGAUACUUAAAGGGGUACU
Hyla sarda is the source of this 2940-nucleotide messenger RNA. RefSeq names its product histamine receptor H1 (gene HRH1). The transcript has 6 exons. Gene Ontology annotation, molecular function: histamine receptor activity; neurotransmitter receptor activity; G protein-coupled serotonin receptor activity. Lineage: Eukaryota; Metazoa; Chordata; Amphibia; Anura; Hylidae. Gene Ontology annotation, cellular component: dendrite; membrane. Bases 720 to 2213 code for a protein of 497 amino acids. The record is from RefSeq and is a predicted model, not a curated record. Gene Ontology annotation, biological process: G protein-coupled receptor signaling pathway, coupled to cyclic nucleotide second messenger; chemical synaptic transmission; regulation of vascular permeability.